Molecule: messenger RNA, 6223 nt
Organism: Spodoptera frugiperda (fall armyworm)
Lineage: Eukaryota; Metazoa; Arthropoda; Insecta; Lepidoptera; Noctuidae
Product: KH domain-containing, RNA-binding, signal transduction-associated protein 2
Exons: 12
Coding region: 392-1594 (400 amino acids)
Biological process (GO): regulation of alternative mRNA splicing, via spliceosome
Cellular component (GO): nucleus
Molecular function (GO): mRNA binding
Source: RefSeq, a predicted model, not a curated record
CUCGAGCAGUUUAUUGCUGGCCACAGGCGGAAAACAACCGACUUUCCCGCCGUUCCAAAUUUGAAUACUCCGUUUCGGAAUUCGAAAUUUGUGCGUUCUUUUUUUCUAGUGUCAAAAGUUUAUUUUUUUUCGCUGUAAGAAGCUUGGUGUCGAAUUUUUUUUGUCAGAGGUUUUAGUCGAUUUUGUUUUAUUGUGAAUUGUGGUAGGAUUUUUAGUGUUUUCUGUGUUAAAAAGGUUUUGUGUUAAGUUUGUGGACUGUAUUGUGUUAGUGCGUUGAAUAUUAAGAGAUAUUUUUCGGGAUUCUAAGGAGAUAAAAGGUACAGCGAGUGAAAAGUGAGUGUUAUAAGUGAUGAGUGUAAAUUGAGUGAGUGAGUGAGUGAGUGAGUGAGUGAUGGAGGCGACGCCGUUGCCUCUGGAGGUGGACGAGGAAGGUCGGCCGCAGCAGGGAUCCUCGACCGGCAGCGGAUCUUCAUCAGGAACUGGAUACUAUGCUCAUAAAAACGGUGAAUGGCGAGGCGAGCGAAGGAUGCUGGACAUCACCCGAGACAAGCCUGUCAAGGUGUGCGUACGAGUCGUCGUGCCCGUCCGGGAUCAUCCUAAGUUCAACUUUGUGGGCAAACUGCUGGGACCCAAAGGCAACUCCUUGAAGCGGCUACAGGAGGACACCAUGUGCAAGAUGGCGGUGUUAGGACGAGGGUCCAUGAAGGAUAGGCAGAAGGAGGAAGAGCUCCGUGUGUCAGGAGAUCCGAAGUUCGCCCACCUGUCAGACGAGCUCCACGUGGAGAUCAGCGCCUUCGCAACACCAGCUGAAGCACACGCCAGGAUCGCGUACGCACUGGCUGAACUUAGGAGAUUCCUAGUACCGGACUACAACGAUGACAUCAGACAGGAGCAGAUGUUGGAGAUGCAGAUCCUGUCCUCGCAGACUGAGCAGCGCCGGCUCACUCCUCCCGAGUCCUCCCGGAGCGGCAGCGAGGAGGCACUCCCUCUCAGGGACACUACGCAUAAACAGAGACUCUCCGGAGUGCCACCAUCUCCAGCGCCGGCGUCUCUGCCUGGUGGCAUUGCCAUCAACCACGGCACCAACACUCGGGACUUCUCGCCGCCAGCACCGACACCAGCUCCUGAUCAUCUGUCUGCUGCACAUCAUCAGCUGGCAGCCGGGCACACGGGACACGGCGUGCUGGUGGGAGGGGGGGUGCUGCAACAAGCCCCCACUCAUCACCUGCUCACACAAAACUCUAUACUUGGUGGAGGCGAUAUCCUGGGGCUGAGCAGCCCGGUGCUGGGCGGCGUGCUGCACGCCCACCCGGCGCUGCGCGGCGUCAAGCCGGCCGCCGUGCAUGCGCUGGCGACUCAAGGUGCGGCUGGGCCGGGGGCUGCAAGUACGGCGCGCAAGCGACCACUGCUGGGAGGCACUCGGGCCGCUAUGUCGCCGACUAAACGCGCCGUGAUGACCCUACUGGCUCGCGCUAGGGCUGCCACCCACAAACACGCGCCCACGUGGCCUGCGCCCCACGAACCGCAGCUGACAUACUACUCGACCUAUCCCAGUCCACUUCUGGAUAUGAGCCUCUUCCAGAAAGGGAUGUAGACAUAAUGCACACAGCCCUUCUACCACUUAUAAGGGACGAGUUCGUCACCGGCGUAGGUGUCAAUAUCAACCUAGCAUAAUUAUACAAUACCUAGUCAAACGACGAACCUAGAUUACUCUAGUCACAAUCAAUAAAUCGAAUUAAUUUUAGUAAAUUAGUUUUUAAUUAUUGUAACUCUUAAUUUGUACCUGCUUUGUGAGAUAUAUAUACAAUUACUUAUAUAUUAUAAUUAUAAUUAUGUAUAAUAUGGAUUAUAAGAUGGAAAGACAAAUGGAAAGAAAAGUCGAAUACUAAAAUGAGUGUCGAAUGUUUUGAUAUUUAUGUAUAUCAAUUGUUUAUGAGUUUUAGGAAACAGAGAGUAAAGUUCCCUAAGAAAAGGAGGACCCUCCGACCAGGCGAGGUGAUCACGCAUUAACUGUUGUUCGUUAAGAUUUUCUAUCCAUGUUUAUUUGUAUAUAAACUUCACAUGUGCUAUGUAGGAUUUUUAUGACGUCAUCCGUUGAUUUGCUCGUCGGUAGUCUAUGUGCGACUUCUGUCAUCUGUCACUUCUCCUAUGUCGCUACAAGUUUAUAGAAACUCAGUAUUAGUACGGAGUCUGGAUUAAUCCAGACCCGUCCAGUGGUUUGUGCUGUGCGUUAAUAGAUCACUGUCAGACAGCCAGUCAGUCACCUUUGAGUUACAUAUAUUUAAAUACAGAAUAUUUCGACACUCAUUAUAGUAAAUUCGCUCACUGAACAAGGAUAUAUGGGUGUGAUUAUUUUAAUUUUCCUAAGUAUACUGUGUAAUAAAACCUACUUGGUCGAUAAAUACGAACGAAUGUUAUUUUUACUUUAUGAAUUUUCAUUGCUGUAUUUGUUAUCUGUUUACAAAAUGGCGGAAUAAAAUACCGCCAAUAUUUGACAGUUAUAACUCGGGGAUUUGAAAAUAGAAUUUUAUUAUAAUUCCGAUGUGUGUUGGUUUCAAUAUAGUUAUGUUUUAUUCUAUUUAGUAUGAAUUUAAUAUAAAUUAUUUGUAUUAGAUUUUAGUUUAUUAAAUUACUUUAAGCCAAUAUGUUGCUGUACAGAAAUUCGCAACUAAAUAUUAGGAUUUAUGCUCCAUGUAAGUUAUUUCAGAACAUUACGAAAUACAAAUGUCGCUAUUUUAAUUUAUUAACUUCUGUGAAAUAUUGUAUUUAUUCCAAAUAGUACUUUGUGUAUCAUUUUGGAAAAACUAAAUUUUUUGAAAAAAAGAUUAUAAGACAAUUUCAAUUGGCAUUAAUCAGCUUAGCUGAAAUAAUGUGACAGCAAUUUUGAACCUGGCAAUCAAAACAAAACCUUCAAAAUACUAUAAAAAUUUAGAAAUAAUAUUUUAAAAAGCAAGAAUUUCCAUUCCCUGCGAUAUUUUCCUUUGUAGGCCUAUUACACUGAUCAAAAAAGUACUUUAAAUUACAUACGCACUAAUACUGAAAUACUAGUCAAUUUUAGGUUGUACUUAAAAAUCGUGCUAUCUCUGUCAUUUUAUAAAGAGUUGAUAGUGACAGAACUAGUCUUGAGAGCGUCUUAAAAUUGUGUAGCGUUUGAGUAUAUUAAAGCAUUAACUGCUGAAAGAAAACUGUUGAAGGCUCUGCUAAGUGUCAGUCACUAUCUGUGACCACUUGACAUAACCUUGAGACUAAUCUCAAUUGAAAAGGAAUCAUAAGAAAAAGUAUUUAGAGUCUUUUUUUGAUCAGAAAUCGCAACUUAAAAAAACCCCGUAACGUAGGGCUUUUAGAUAUUAAUUAACGGACCACUGUGUAUUUAAUAUCCUAUGCCUUGUAGGGGAGUAUUGUAUAUAGAAGAUAUAUCACUAUAUUUAGCCGUAAGCCAAAUCUUAGCAGACGAUAAUAUAUUAAUAAAAUAUAUUUCAGAAAUUAUGAAACGUUUUAAAACCUUUCAAUGUCAGUUUUAGGUCGAAUUACAUUUUGUCAAAUAUACACACUCAUACACAAUAAAUAAUACAUAAAUACACACUCAUCUUAAUGUCAUAAAUUGUUGGAUCUGUCAGUGAUUGAACUCGACUCAUGAGUGUCUAGGAGUGUCAAAUAAAUCACUAAAAAGGCGUGAAAUGAAAACAUAAAUCAGAAAAAUGGACGUUAGAAAAAUAUAAAACUGAACGAGAUUUUACCACUCAUUUUAAACAAAAUUCUCUACAAAAUAUUUUGUAAAUUAUUCUUGACAAAAAUGUAAUUCGAAAUAAAACCGAUUUAUAUAAAUAAUAUGAUAUUUUAUAUUAUUAAUAAUACAUAGUUAAUAUGUCACAAUAUCGAAUAAUAGAAAAACUGAUUCAGCACAUUGCACAUGGUUUGAAAAUUCUUUCAUCAAAAUACAGUUUUAAAAUUUCAAAAAAUAUGUCGGGCACACAAUAAAUACCAUUCUUAAGGCACAUAUUUUUACCAAUAGAAAAUAUUGAGAUUAAUAAUUGUAUUAUUAAAAGAUUAUUAUUAUUAUAUUACUAUUAAGAGAAUAGCUAUUAUUAAAUAACAAUAAAAAAAUGCUUUGGGAAUUACUGUAAAAUAGCUCGUGAAAUGCGAAUACUAAAUGAUAUUUAGUGGAAAAUUUAAAUUAAAUGUUAAAUUUGUAGAAAUGAUAAUUAAAUAAAUAUUAAUGUAUUUUUAAGAAAUUAAAAGGCCACUUGUAUGACAAUUCAUUAUACCUACAUGCGCAGUGUGAAAUAUUUCAUGAUUUAUUAUUUAUUUUGAGCGAUAUAUUACUAAAUAUUUAAGAAAUAAGUUUUUCUAUAAUAAAAAAUCAGUGAAUUGUCUACAAAGUGAGUCUGUAAAAUUAAUUAGAGAUUUAAAAACGAACGAUAAAAGCGACGUCCACGUGCAGUUCAAAGUGUAACGACUAUUAUAAGUUCCGAAACGAAAUAUAUAUUUGAAAAUGGCUAACAACAUUUACGAUUUGAUAACUUUGCAUAGUUCCUGAAAAUAAUUUACAAACAGAGUUUCAUUCAAGGCAAGAUGUUUACAAAAAUGUCAUUUUCAAAUAUAAAAAAAGAAAGUAAUUUGUGUAAAAUUAAUAUUUUAAAUGAGUGUCAAAUAAUAUUUAGAAACUAAGCUAAAACUUAACGUACCUAAGCUUAAAUUAUAAGUAAGAAUAAUUAAUAAAAUAAAUGAGUAUUAUAAAUUAAAUGUAAAUAUUUAUAAUAAUGUUUAAUCGCUUAAAUAAUUAUCUCGUCUGUGUUUUGUGAUAUAUAGGUACCUAGUUAGCGAAUUCACAUCUCUACGAAAUGGCAUUGUUUGGAUAUAUUUAUUAUAAUAUAUUUUAAAUAGGGAUUGAUGACCCCCGUUAUAUGAAUAUUAAAAAUCUAUUUAGUCCGUCAGUUAGGUAAUGAGAAAAUAUUAAACACGUCAGAAAAGAAAUACGUGUCUAAUGUUUUAAAAUUAAUAAUCUACAAGACGGACAUUAAAAUGAAAAUUUGUCAUCUACCCUAUUGCGCUAUUUGCUACGAUUUGUUAGAAAAGAAAAAUGCUACCGAUUUCAUUGUAAAACUGUGUUUCCAUUUUAACAAAUUAUGAAAACGAAUGUAGGUAUUGAAUUAAUAGGUAAGUGAAAAUAUAUUAUGUACCGAGUAAAGUAGAUUAUUAUCCAUUUUGUUUGAAGAAAAAAAUAUUUGUUUGAUUAAUUUUUUUAAUAGGGAUGAUGACGGCGUAUGAAAUUUAAAAAUCUAUUUAGUCCGUCAGAUACGUAAUGAAAAAAUAUUAGACACGUAUUUGUUAUUUGUUCAUGUAAGAUAUUAUACUUAGAUGAAACGAAUCAAAGUUUAGGAGUGGAAGCAAGCGUUUUAUACGUCAUUUCUACGUAUAAAACCUACUUACAGAUGACGUCACGCGAUAUUUUAAAUCAAUAUUUGUUUCUCUAAAAAAUAUAAAAUACGUGUCUAAUAUUUUAAAAUAACCUACCAGACGGACAUUAAAAUAAAAAUUUGUCAUCUACCCUAUUAUCGCAUUGCAUUCAAUUCUAACAUAACACUAUGAAACUUAAAUCUUUAAUUUAAUACGAAAUAUGAAUAUCACAAAACUGUUUAUAUUUAAAAAAGUAAUGUUUUCUUUUUAAUCGAUGCGAUGUUUAUUUGUUUUCAAUUAAAGUGUUUAUGAUUGUCGUGAUUGUUUAAGUUAAUUUUGUGUUGGAGCGCGGCUUUUAUGACGGAACAAUAGGAACACCAAUUAAUUCUUAGCAAUUAGUAUUGUUUAUUUAUUUCUGAGGAUAAAGUAAAUAAUGUUUAUUUCUUUUGGCCAAUAAUUCCUGAAUGUAGAAAAGAUAUGGCCAUGUUAAAUUAACUAUUUUUUUGAGUAGAAAAAAUCAUCGAAUGAUUUCUCCCGCCUUGGGUGAGGCAAGAGGGAGUGUCAGACUCUUACUGACUAAAAACCACCCCGUUCCUACUCCUGCUUUUCGAUCCGGAACCCCGGUAAACCCGUAGUAGGUAGUCCGUAGCUCCGGACGAUGACCCUUGCGAUUCUCUGCAGCCGCGAUCAUGUUAAAUUGAUUCUAAUCUUAUGAUUUAAUAUUAAAUGGUUUAGUUUUGUCAUAAAAGUCCGCUUCCAAUACAAUACGUUUGUUUACCAGUGUGCACAGAACAUGAUUGCGUAGAAAUAAAUAUAUGAUCAUAGA